AUGGGAUCAGACAGACGGCUGCUCAGUUCGUGCCAUGUUCUGUUAAGGGGUAGUUUACUAUCCCCUUGAUCUCCAUCGAAACCCACGCCAUGGAAGGGUGAGCGACGAUCGAGCAAUAACAGACGUAGUAUUAUUGUGUGUCGGUUGAUUCAUUGGAGCCGGUCAAGUGAAUCGCAACCGGUGUUGUCGUGAAAUGUAAACAUUCUGUAAGUUCUUACUGCCAUUCUAGACAAGGUGCGUUCCCAAACCUUACCGGCAAUAUUUGGCAAGUGCAAUAAUACAGAAUGUUAAUUGCUUAUUUCAAUUCUGUCAUCUCGUGCCGGGUGCAGUGAAAUAAUAUUCUGUUAGUGAUGUGAUUGUGUUAGUGAAGAUAGAGAGAAACAUUUAUUAAUAAAGUGAAACCAAAUUUCUGCAAAGAAACGGUGCCUUUCAACAUGCCAUCGACGGAGGAUUCUACAGCAUUAAUAAACAACAUCGAAACCAAUGGUAGCGAUGUGCCAAAUGCAAGACAGGUCAAUCCAAGUCAGUUACUGUCCAGCGGAUCACCCCCUAACGGACGUGGUUCAACAACCAACUACGGCUCAGUAAAUGCAGCAGGUGUAACUCACAAUCAACCUUCAUCAAUACCUGUAUAUCGACCCGGUGUUAAUCCAGAUGGGACACAUGUUAUUCACAUCAGCGACGAUGGACAUAUCAUUCCGAACAUUAAUGUGUACCAACAGAAAAAAAGCCUCGCACAGGGUAUGAUGGAUUUGGCACUUCUAUCGGCCAACGCUAAUCAGCUACGUUACGUGCUCGAAUCGUGCCAAAAUCAUCCCUUCUUCUACGUCAAUCUCGUCUUCGUCUCAACCAGCAUUUUCGUUCAGGUAGUGGUCGGUUUUGGGUUAAUCUGGAAAAGCCAGUAUAACAUGAACAACCCGGAUGAUUAUCGUGCGGCAACACGGAUCAACAAUCUCGUCUCGAUCGGUAUCUUCAUCAUAACGCUCGUUAACGUGAUGCUAUCGGCGUUCAGUAUUGCAGAAAUCAGCGAAAAAAAGUAGUCUAUUUGCUUAAAGAAUUGUUAGUAUACAAUGAAUGAUGAAGAGUGUGCAUUUAUUCGAUAGCGAUAAGAAUUUAUCUUAGAACAAAAAGUAUGAUGAAAAUAAGGCAUUUCGUCGUCUUCUCGGCUAAUGUUUUAGAUAUUUUGGAUACCAAUACUGCCUUACUGACAACAGGAAAUCUCUUAAUGGGUCAAAUAUAACAAGAUUUUUUUCAUCGUUAAGAUGUUCUUAUCUUGGCGGAAAAAUAGUUAUAUAUUGUUACAAUAAAUGUUGGUUACGCCUAGACGGAUAGAAUAAAAUUGAUUUUAUAAUAAAGACGACAUACGGCAAGGCCGUUUGAGCAGAAUUUACCAUUUGUUUUUGUUUUUUUAAACGAUAAUCUGCAACCACAUAUUCUAAAGAAAAAUAUCUGUAUUAGCCUUAGAUUAUUAGGAAGUUGAAUUAAUUUUGAAUUAGUCAUUCAAAUAAAUUUAAAAUUUCAACAUAAAUGUCCAUAAACAAUGUGAAUUUUGAAAAAAAAAAAACUAAAUGAAAUAUUUCAGAAAUAUUUCAAACCGCUGCGGGAGCAGAUGAUUUAAA
This is a messenger RNA of Anopheles funestus (African malaria mosquito), 1619 nucleotides long. RefSeq names its product ninjurin-A-like. The transcript has 3 exons. The coding region runs from base 435 to 1040 and encodes 201 amino acids. Gene Ontology annotation, biological process: tissue regeneration; cell adhesion. The record is from RefSeq and is a predicted model, not a curated record. Lineage: Eukaryota; Metazoa; Arthropoda; Insecta; Diptera; Culicidae. Gene Ontology annotation, cellular component: membrane.